This is a messenger RNA of Diatraea saccharalis (sugarcane borer), 1146 nucleotides long. The record is from the annotation of a GenBank genome assembly. NCBI's taxonomy places the organism in Eukaryota, Metazoa, Arthropoda, Insecta, Lepidoptera, Crambidae.
AUGUCAAUUUUUGUGAAUUCGAUGUUAAAAAAGUCUUGUAGUUACAGUUUGCGCACUGUCGUGCCAUCUCGGUCGAUAUAUGUUACACAAGUUCAACAACUCUAUUCUCAAGCAUCCCUAGGAAUUGAUGGCUACCUACACACAAGAAAGAAGAUAAAAGAGCAAUUUGCAAAUUUUACUGAUAAGUUUAGAACUAAAAUGACAGAAUUUGUCACAGAUCCAAAAAAUAUGAUAUUUACAGAAGAUCUUAAAAAUAUGAUACAUUUGGCAGAGCCUACUGAUUUGAAGCUUGUUACGAAUAUGAUCAAAAAGUUUAACUCGGAUAAUUCUGAAUUUCGAUUUGGGUCAUUUGUGUUUGGCCCUGUAGUGAUGAGGAUGUACCACUUUCUGGAUGCACCAAAUGAAGCCUUAAAAUGUUUUGAAGAUCCAAAUAAUAGUGGAUUUUUUGAUCAACUUGUUUCAUACCAAAUUUUAAUGGAUCUCUUAUAUAACCAUGAAAUGUAUGAAGAAAUAUACAGGGUGUUCGAAAGAAUAAAAGAGAGGCAAAUAAAUAUGACAAAAUUUCCUAAAUAUCCUCUCGUUUUAGUUUUUGCCUCUUGUUACAAACAGAAUACACCUCAAAGUUUGGAAUAUGCAUCAAAAUUGUGGUCAGAGAUGACAAGUGUUGGCACAGUUCCACUUAGAAGAACCAGCACAUAUUUUGCAGCACUCGCUCUCAAGCAAGGAAAACCACAAAUCGCUAUAGAAUCAAUAUCAUCAUUGAAACAACACUAUGUCACUAUCAGGAAUAUAAAGGUCAUGGGAUUAGCAGACAUGGACAGAGUGGAUGAUGCAUUUCCAGUCUUGCGAUCGGUUAUGGAAAUUGAUGUUCCAGAGCAGACUCACAAACACACAUUCUUUGAGGAAACGAUAUCGAGAGUACGACAGGCUGUUGAAAAGUCUAAAAAUCAAGAUGUUAAAAAAGAAUUUGAAAACAUUGAAAAAGCUUUAAGGGACCGUGGCCUUGUCGAUGAACAGACAUUGGAUCAGUUGCUGAAUUCAGAAAUAACAUUAACAAUGAAGAAGGAACAACCUCGAGGUAUUCCUUCGCAGAUCAAACGGUAUCCGUACUCCCAUCGUCAAAGGAAAAAUUUCAGUUCUUCCUGA